AUGGGUGGCUGCGUUGUCUCGUUGCUGGACGCGAGGAAUCGGUACUCCAUUGUCACCCACAAUGACGUGAUGGAGUACCGUCGUCUUGGCGUGCUGAACGUCCCUGUCCCGGACACGGAGAAACCCGACGCGUCAGCUAUCUAUCGCAUUGCUGGCUACGACGAUGCGCAACAGAAACAACUCUCAAAAGAGUUGUACAACGGGCCAAACCUCACGCAGCGUUUUGAGACAAUUUGUCUUCGCGACCCAAAGCGACAUGCGCUUGCAUACCGCCCAAUUGAUCGCGUGGAGCAGGAAACGAUGAAAGACGUUGUUACUGGCAGCGAAAAGGUAAUGGAUGUCACUUAUCUCAAUGAAACUAAGUACAUGACCUUUGAGGCUCUAUGGGAGUGCAUGCUUUCCUUUGGGCGUGGCCUGGUGGAGCUCGGUAUUCGGCCGAACGCCAAUGUCGCCAUUUACGAAGAGACACGUUGGGAGUGGCUAGCGACUAUCUACGGCAUUUGGUCACAGAGCAUGGUGACUUGCACCGUGUAUGCAACAUUGGGCGAGGCCGCGUUGGCGUAUGCACUUCGGGAGACGGAGUGCAGUGCGAUUGUGUGUAACGCGAAGAACGUUGCACGCCUUGUUGAAUUAAUUACUCACGGCAAUAUCCCUCGAGCUUCAAUUAUUUACAACGACACCCUGCCAGCAUCUUUUGAUGCAAAAGGCUGCCGCGUGAUUCCAUGGUCUGAGGUUGUGGAGAUGGGCCGCCGAGUUGCCGAGCAAGUUCCCUUGCGAAUACCGACUGACAACGACUUGACAGCGCUGAUUAUGUACACAAGUGGUACCACGGGAGAUCCAAAGGGCGUGGUGCACACACACGGCUCUCUUGUCGCUGGGGUGAGCGGGUUGAAUUACCGUGUGUUGGAUAAUAUUGGCCCUUACGAAGAAGGUGAAACGUAUUGCGUGUAUCUUCCACUUGCCCACAUCAUGGAGUUUAGUGUCAUGAAUAUCUUUGUCGCACGCGGGGCGUUGAUCUGCUUUGGUACCCCGCGAACAUUGACGAGGGCUACUGCCCGUCCCACCGGUGACCUUGAGGAAUUUAAUCCGGUUUUUAUCAUUGGCGUGCCACGUGUCUACGAAUCAAUUAAAAAAGCAGUUCAGAUGAAGUUGCCCCGUGCUGGAUCAAUGAAACGCCGUGUAUUUGACCACGCGUAUGAGACUCGUUUACGGGCCCUCAAAGACGGCAAGGACACGCCUUACUGGAACCAAAAGGUGUUUGACAAGCCGCGGGAGGUUUUGGGCCGGAAUUUGCGCAUUAUGCUCUCCGGCGGCGGCCCGCUCAGCGAUGCCACACAAGACUUUGUGAAUGUUGUUUUUGGGCUAAUAGUUCAGGGUUGGGGUCUCACAGAGACGGUGUGUUGCGGUGGAAUUCAGCGCACUGGCGACAUGGAUGUGGGGUCGGUGGGACAGACGGAGCCAACAGUGGAGUUCAGGCUACUGGAUGUGGAUGAGUACAAGCACACGGACACUCCCGAGCCGCGGGGGGAGAUUCUUCUGCGGGGCCCGUUCCUCUUCAAGGGCUACUACAAGCAGGAAAAACUCACGCGGGAGGCUCUUGACGAGGAUGGCUGGUUUCACACGGGUGAUGUUGGCAGCAUUGCGGCGAACGGUUCCCUGCGUAUUAUUGGCCGUGUGAAGGCAUUGGCGAAGAAUGUGCUGGGAGAGUACAUUGCAUUGGAGGCACUGGAGUCCAUGUAUGUAGACAACGCACUCUGCAUGCCUAAUGGUGUGUGUGUGCUUGUCCAUCCUGCUCGUUCGUACAUUUGCGCGCUGGUGCUGGCAGAUGAGACAAAGGCUAUGAUGUUUGCAAAGGAGCACGGCAUUGAGGGCAGCUAUCCGGAUAUCUUGCGUGACCCGGCGUUCCAGCGCAAGGCCACGGAGUCCAUGCAGGCAACGGCACGAAGGGCAGAUCGGAAGCCUAUGGAAUGUGUGCGGCAUGUGCGUUUUCUCAACGAUGAGUGGACGCCUGAGAAUGAGAUACUCACGGCGGCUGGCAAACUGAAGCGCCGCGAAAUUGACAAGCGGUACGCCGACGUAAUCGAAGAGCUUUUUGCGGAUCCGUAA
Molecule: messenger RNA, 2106 nt
Organism: Trypanosoma cruzi
Lineage: Eukaryota; Euglenozoa; Kinetoplastea; Trypanosomatida; Trypanosomatidae
Product: fatty acyl CoA synthetase 2, putative
Exons: 1
Coding region: 1-2106 (701 amino acids)
Cellular component (GO): membrane; endoplasmic reticulum
Molecular function (GO): long-chain fatty acid-CoA ligase activity
Source: RefSeq, a predicted model, not a curated record